Sporothrix brasiliensis 5110 is the source of this 1359-nucleotide messenger RNA. Its product is annotated as cyclin. Gene Ontology annotation, cellular component: nucleus; cyclin-dependent protein kinase holoenzyme complex. Gene Ontology annotation, molecular function: protein kinase binding; cyclin-dependent protein serine/threonine kinase regulator activity. NCBI's taxonomy places the organism in Eukaryota, Fungi, Ascomycota, Sordariomycetes, Ophiostomatales, Ophiostomataceae. The transcript has a single exon. Gene Ontology annotation, biological process: regulation of cyclin-dependent protein serine/threonine kinase activity. The record is from RefSeq and is a predicted model, not a curated record. The coding region runs from base 1 to 1359 and encodes 452 amino acids.
AUGGACUCGACACAGCUCAGUAUGGCCGAGCUCAACGCCGCCGCCCUGGAGCAGUUUGUCUUCACACCCGUCAACCGCGACAUGAUCCGCUACCUCGCCGACGCCGCCGCCAACGUCAUCCAGUGCGAUCCCAACAUGAUGCCGCCCACCGCCUCCGAGGUCCAGCGCCGCACGCUACCCACCCCGCCGGGCUCGCCCUCCCACUCGCCCGCACCCCGUGCCGUGCGUCGUGAGGACGGCGGCCUGCCGUCUCUCGAGGAGUUUAUCAGCCAGCUCGUCGUCUCCUCCAAUGUCCAGGUCCCCACGCUCAUGAGCACUCUGGUCUAUCUCAACCGCCUCAAGUCUCACCUCCAGCCCAUGGCCAAGGGUCUGCGCUGCACCACGCACCGCAUCUUCCUGGCCUCGCUUAUUCUGUCCGCCAAGUACCUGAACGACAGCUCUCCCAAGAACAAGCACUGGGCCAACUACAGCGUCAUCACCACCGAGUUCUACAACUUCGGCUUCUCCCGCACCGAGGUCAACCUCAUGGAGAAGCAGCUGCUGUUCUUGCUCGACUGGGACCUGCGCAUCUCCGAGGAGGACCUGUAUCACAACCUCGACGACUUCUUGGCGCCCAUCCGUGAGGACGUUGCCGCACGCUUCGCUCGCCGCCAGCAGCGCCGCCUUCGUCAGAAGCUGCUGCUCCAGCAGCAGCAGGAGGAGGAGGAGCGCCAGCGCCAGAUGGAGGCCCAGGCCCAGGCAGAUGCUGCUGCUCAGGCACAGGCCGCCACGCGCCAGAAGCGCCAGGAGGAGGACGCCGCCAUCUGGGCCGCCGCCACCGCCUCGGCCGCUGCCAACGGCUACCUGACCCCGCCGCGCCGCUCGAGCCAUCUGUCUCUGUCGCUGUCCUCGCCCGCCUCCUCGUCGUCCUUGUCCCACAAGGUGGUGGCCACCACGCCCGACGACGCCAUCCUGAUGGCCAUGCCGAGCCUCACCUACAGCGCCAGCACCAGCUCGGCCAACAGCUAUGCCUCGUCCCUCAGCUCGUCGCGCUCGCACUCGCGCGCCUCGACGCCCCAGUCGCUGGUCGACCAUCUGGACGCCGCCUACGUGCAGUGCAACAGCGAGGACGAGGUCGUCGGCACGCCCAGCAGCAUCCGCAGCAGCCACAGCACCAGCAGCCUGGCCGGCUGCAAGCGCGAGCGCGCGCUGACCAACGGCAAAGACAGCAGUGGCAUCAAGGCCGUGCCCGCGGCGUACCUGCCCUACGAGAUCAGCAUGGAGGAACUGCGCGAGAUCCAGGACGGCGGCAACCGUGUCAAGCGUGUGCGCGGCAUGCUGGGCCGUGUCUUUGGUUCCACUGGUGUCCUGGUUCGCUAG